GAAAGAAAAGAACUCCCAACCUGUAGUUAUGAGUUAUGAUUAGACUAGAUUUGUAAGAAAAUCCACCCCUGUUAUUUCCUUUCAUAUACACGAUUUAUAUAACAAUGGAACAAGGGCAUCCCACCACUAAAUUUGAAGUCAAUUCUUUCAUACCAUAUAAGUAUAUAUUCAGAUGACUAGUUAUUGAACAAGGGCAUCCCACCACUAAAUUUGAAGUCAAUUCUUUCAUACCAUAUAAAUAUAUAUUCAGAUGACUAGUUAAAGCAUGUAACUUGCAAAAGACGCCAUCAAAAUUCAACUUUGAUUAGUUUGAGCAUAUAUCUAUAUAUAUUAUAUGUACAUAUAUAUAUAUAUAUAUAUAUUUAUAUAUAUAUUUAUAUAUAUAUUUCUCAGGUAGCUUUAUAUAUAUAUAUACAUAUAUAGGAUUAUUUUUAUCGGUGACAUCAAAAGACAAAUCCAAAGAAAACUUUGGCUUUCAUUGUUCCCUUAAGAAUCAAGAACCUGGUCUACAGUUUGUUGAGAAAACAAGUAGGUGUUGGUCUCUGUUUCAGUUGAUAUGGAAAGAUACAGUCCAUUGGCCAGAAGAGCAGCUCUAUUUGCCCUUCUACUCUACGUUAUGCCAAAUAAAGGCUCAUGUGGUAGUAAAGAUCAUUUUGAGUUUGCUGUGUUUCAUUUGUCUCCGUCAACUUGGAAGCAUAUACCUUAGAUUGCUUUCACGAUUCGAAAAACCAAUAAAAUGGAGCUUGCUAUAGAAAGAAAAACCAAUCGAGUUCUAUAUACACAGUCAGAUAAAGAUUUUGUGGACGUGUUGCUUAGCUUCCUCAUAUUACCAAUGGGGACAAUUAUAAAAGUAGCUAAUAAGAGAUCAGGAAUCGGAUCUAUGGACAACUUGUAUAGAAGCGUAGAGGCUCUUGAUGAUGAAGAAUGCUUUAGGGCAAAAGCUAGCAAGACCAUGUUGCUUAAUCCAAGAAGUGCUUAUGGAUUUCUGUACCAUAACUUAGUUGUCAAGAUUGACAAAACAAACUACUUCAAGAUCUAUACUUGCAGAACAACUCCAUGCUUGGACAGACAUCGUGGAUUGUUCAGUUUGGUAAAGAAUUCAAUUUGUUAUUGUGGACAAGCCAUGAAUAAAGAGAUUACCCUCAAGAAGCAUAUCGGCAGGGUUUUUAUCAACAAAACUGACAGGUAUAUUAUAAGUGAUGAUUUGAAGAUAUUACCUGCAUUAAUGGAUAAUUCUCUUCCAUGGCUUAUGGAAAAUAAAAUCGGAGACAGCACUGAAGUUAGAAAGGCUAUAGUCACUGUUGGCCCCAGGGAGAUUUUGCACCUGCUUCUUCGUUUGAUGAUCGCAAGGACACCCCUGACAGAUGUUUUUGUGCUCAAGAAUUGGAAUUAUAUGUGUAACUCAUUAAGAAUAAUGCCUUAUGAAUAUGGAAGAGAGCUGCUUUCCACCUCUGAGGAGAUGAAAGUGAAACUAUGGUUCUGCAAGUCCACAGAAAGCAUCCUAUGUGUUGAAGCAAAAGCAGAUUUUGUCGAUUUUUUGUUCACUUUUCUCACCCUUCCUCUAAGUUCUGUCAUAAAGCUAUUAAAUGGACAUUCAUACAUGGGAAUCAUGGAUCAGUUGUACAAGACUGCAGAGACUUUGAUUGAACAAAAAAUUAUUUCCACAGAAACCAAGGAAAAGCUGCUUAGUCCAAAGCUCGAAUGCAUGUUUGGCUGCUGUUAUCAGUUGCUCCAAAUCCAGGAAAAGACAACACUAGAAUUUCUUAGAUACAAAAAAUGCGAUUGUUCUGAUAAGCACAAGAAAACAUGCCUGCAUUCCGAAGUGACACUCCAAAUAAUGAAUCCCAAACGGCGGGGCAUGAUAACAAGUGGUGGUGGAUUUGUAAAAGAAGGUCGGCUUUUGGUCACAGACAAUCUUGAAAUCAAACCCCUAUCAACUGUCUCCGACAUGUUCAAGCUUGGUAUGAUUCCCUUUGAAGACAUGGAAUGCAUGUAUGUUACAGUGGGAGAAGAAGAGAUUACACAUGGCAUGGCAAAGGUUCUGAGUUUGCUGUGCCUCGUUUGCUUCUGUGAAUUUGGAAGAAAACGGAGAAAGCUUCCUACAGACUAGAAAGCUUCUCAACCUAAACCAGUAGAAUUGGAGCUUGCUGCAGACAAGAAAACUUCCCAACCAAGGGCUAUUAAACCAAAAGAACUAGAGCAUGCUGUAACAACAAUUCUCAACCUGAGACCAAUAGAAUUAGAGCUUGUUGUAGACAAGAAAAAUAACUAAGUCCUAUAUGCAGACUCCAAUAAGGAUUUUGUGGAUGUGUUGCUCGACUUUCUUACAUUGCCAAUGGGAACGAUUAUAAGACUAGCUGAUAAAAAGUCAGGAAUUGGAUGUAUGGAUGAAUUGUAUAAG
Molecule: messenger RNA, 2401 nt
Organism: Ziziphus jujuba (common jujube)
Lineage: Eukaryota; Viridiplantae; Streptophyta; Magnoliopsida; Rosales; Rhamnaceae
Exons: 5
Coding region: 737-2110 (457 amino acids)
Source: RefSeq, a predicted model, not a curated record